AUGCAGGAUACCGUCUUCUGCCUGAGCGCCGAGUCCAAGUUGAGGUUUGGAGCAUCAGCCGGCCGGGAGCGAGCACUCCAGUGUCUCACCUCUGUCCCCGCCAACAUGAAGUCUGCAGAGGAAGAUGUAUACAGCUACACACCAAAUGUCAGCCUGUCCCUUCCACUGGGCAUGGGAAACCCCUGUCUGGCCACCCAAUACCACACCUUACAGUCCAGCCCAGUCAUCUCAGUUUCCUCUUGCCUGCAGACAGGCUACAGCCUCCAGAAUGAUAUCCAUGCAGCAUCAGGCUAUUACCUGCCCCACGGCCUCAGACCCAAUGGGGCUCCAGCCCUGGAGAGCCCCCGUAUAGAGAUCACUGCCUACAGCCAGUACCCUGAGGAGGAGGUAGAAGAGAGCAGCAGUGAGGACCACAACAUCAAACGAGGUUUGAACUCCAUCGUCACACUGACACUGCCCAAUGCUGAUGGCUACCGCGAUCCCAGCUGCCUCAGCCCUGCAAGUAGCAUUUCCUCACGCAGCUGUAACUCGGAGGCGUCAUCCUAUGAGUCUGGCUUCUACAACUAUGACAACUCCCCACAGAAUUCGCCCUGGCAGUCUCCCUGUGUUUCUCCCAAAGGCUCUUCAAUGCUCCUGUCCUGCCCACAUGCCAGCGGGCCUGCAGGCUCCCCACACAAUUCACCCUCCAACUCCCCUCAGAUAGGGGCAGUGGCUGAGGAUGGCUGGCCGGCUCAACUUCGCGGGUCCAGGCCCAACUCGCCUUCCUACAGUGGAGGUGUUGGAGGAAUCGGUGGAGGAGGAGGAAUUGGGAAGAGAAAGUACAGCCUCAACGGUGCCCCCUACCGUCAGACAUCCUGCACCCCCAACCAGUCCCCCAUCCCGUCUCCACAUAUCUCCCCCAGGGUCAGCAUCACAGAUGAGAACUGGCUUGCCAACACCAACCAGUACACCAACUCUGCCAUUGUGGCUGCCAUCAACGCUCUCACCACAGAUGGAGUGAUAGACAUGGGGGAGGGAAUCCCAAUCAAGACACGGAAGACGAUGCUUGACCACUCGUCCUCCAUGAGCCUGAAGCUGGAGCCUGGUGGGGAGGAGCUGGGUCUUGACGGGGAGCUCUGCCACGAGGACUACCCCUCCCGACUGCCCCUCAAGAAGGAGAACUACUGUGGAGGGUUCCUUGAUGUGCCCCAGCAUCCGUACUCCUGGUCGAAGCCCAAACCUUACCUCAGCCCAUCUCUACCAGCUCUUGACUGGCAGCUUCAAUCAUGCUCCGGCCCGUACAACCUGCAGAUCGAGGUGCAGCCCAAGUCCCACCACAGGGCCCACUAUGAAACUGAAGGCAGCCGCGGGGCGGUGAAGGCGCUCUCCGGAGGACACCCUGUAGUGCAGCUUUAUGGCUACAUGGAAAGCGAGCCGCUCACCCUGCAGCUGUUCAUCGGGACCGCAGACGACCGCCUCCUGCGACCACAUGCCUUCUACCAGGUCCACCGCAUCACCGGCAAAACCGUCUCCACCGCUAGCCAUGAAGUCAUGCAAUCCAACACCAAAGUUUUGGAGAUCCCUCUGCUGCCUGAAAACAACAUGAGAGCCAUAAUCGAUUGUGCAGGGAUCCUGAAGUUGCGUAAUUCGGACAUUGAGCUCCGCAAAGGCGAAACAGACAUCGGUCGUAAAAACACACGUGUGAGGCUGGUGUUCCGAGUGCACAUCAACCAGCCCAAUGGCAGGACGUUGUCCCUUCAGGCUUCCUCCAACCCCAUUGAAUGCUCCCAGCGCUCUGCACAGGAGCUUCCCUUGGUGGAGAAGCAGAGUGUGGAAAGUUACCCUGCCACGGGAGGCAAAAUGAUGCUCCUGAGUGGUCUUAACUUCCUCCCCGACUCGAAGGUGGUGUUUGUGGAGAAGGCCCAGGACGGGCAUCAUCUGUGGGAGACAGAAGCCAAGGUUGACAAGGACUCCACCAAAUCUAGUUCUAUUGUUGUGGAGAUCCCACCAUACAGAAACCAGAGAAUAUCCAGCCCUGUGCAUGUCAACUUCUACGUCUGCAACGGCAAGAGGAAGAGGAGCCAGUGCCAGCGCUUCACCUACCUGCCUCCUAAUGUGCCGAUAAUAAAGACAGAACCCACUGAUGAAUAUGAUUCUCUGGGGACUGCAGGGCGGCCCAUGCAUUCAAAGCACUACUACAGCCAGCCCAGGCACGCUCCCAUCAUGCCUGUAGCAGAACCCGAUGCCUGCCUGGUUGGUACCUUCCCUUCUUGCCAUUCUACCAUUCCAUCGUCGUCUCCCAGCUCCAGCCCCACCCUGCAUGACCUAUCCCCUGCGGCAUACAGCAAGUGCCUCCCCAGCAGCCCCACUCAUGCGACACCACCAGGUCCUUUGGUGUCCCCCACUCCGGAUACCCCUGUCCACCCUAAACUUACCCACCCAGCCUCACCAGACCACAACAUAUGCCUAGGGAUGCUCCACUCCCAGGGCAGCCCCAGCCACCUCAACAGCCCAGGACCCCAUGGUUACCACCAUAUCUAUGCCAACAGCAGCCCCUCAUCCUCCCCGGGGUCCCAGCCUUCCACUCCCGGUGGGACUGCAGAGAGCCCGUUCGUUCAGACCUACAGCCCCAGUCAGGCUCAGGCAGCAGCUGGCUCAGCCCAAGCUGGAGUGCGCCCACCCAGCCUGGUACCCGAGGAUGCCAGCCCCCCUUCGAUGGCCGUCACAGUCAAACGGGAGCCACAAGAACUGGACCAGAUGUACUUAGAUGAUGUCAACGAGAUCAUCAGGAACGACCUCUCUAGCAUCUCCGUGCAUACCUCUGCAUAGACGCCCAGGUGUCCAGACACGCACUCAAACUGCAGCAGCAGCAGCAACAACAACAACAACAAAGAUGAUGAAGAAAAGCGUUUUUGACCAGGAUCUCCCACUGGACCACCGUUGCCAUCCUUCUCUCUCAAACACUUGCUGCCUAUUCACAUAGACAAUCACUGGCAAACUCCAUGUGAAUAAAUAGAUGAACGUUAUAUUUACAGAAAAGGGAAGUGAUAUCAGGGGCAAAGUAUACGAGUACACUUGCCUUAAUAAUUCACAGCAGACAUUCUUUAGUGGACCAACAACAAGACUGAAUUACUCUACUAUCGUUGAAAAAUGACAAUCUUCAUUUCGAGCGUGAUCUGUAUGUUAUUGCAUGGACAAACUAACAGGAGAACACGAGUCGUGCUUCAUCACUUUGGUUCAUUUGUUUGUGCAGUCAGUCCGCGACAACUUAAUCGGUGCCUUACAAGUGAUAUUGACAGCAGACAACAGCAGCAGUCACACACAUGCAAAUGGUCGGUAGCCCAAAGUGGAAGAUUUUAUACGACACUUUUGUAUCAUUUCAAAUUAUUUGUUUACAGGGAAACUGAUUCAAAGGCUAUACAUAAAUACAUAGGGAGUAUGUGAAUUGUAUUUGUUUUUCUCUCUUCCUUAUUAUCCCAUUGUUCAUUUAUACUGAAUGUUAUUGUAUGAUAUUCUUUUGUAUAAACAUGUAUUU
Messenger RNA from Limanda limanda (common dab), 3514 nucleotides. RefSeq names its product nuclear factor of activated T-cells, cytoplasmic 1-like. The transcript is spliced from 10 exons. Gene Ontology annotation, molecular function: DNA-binding transcription factor activity, RNA polymerase II-specific; transcription factor binding; RNA polymerase II cis-regulatory region sequence-specific DNA binding. Lineage: Eukaryota; Metazoa; Chordata; Actinopteri; Pleuronectiformes; Pleuronectidae. Gene Ontology annotation, cellular component: transcription regulator complex. Gene Ontology annotation, biological process: calcineurin-NFAT signaling cascade; cytokine production; regulation of transcription by RNA polymerase II. The record is from RefSeq and is a predicted model, not a curated record. Bases 1 to 2808 code for a protein of 935 amino acids.